Molecule: messenger RNA, 3662 nt
Organism: Octopus bimaculoides (California two-spot octopus)
Lineage: Eukaryota; Metazoa; Mollusca; Cephalopoda; Octopoda; Octopodidae
Biological process (GO): regulation of transcription by RNA polymerase II
Cellular component (GO): nucleus
Molecular function (GO): DNA-binding transcription activator activity, RNA polymerase II-specific; RNA polymerase II cis-regulatory region sequence-specific DNA binding
Source: RefSeq, a predicted model, not a curated record
UUAUACGUUUCAACCCUAAGGCUGUGGCCAUGCUGGAGCACCGCCAAUAGGGACGAUAUAAACUGUUAGGCGUUUUCAUUUAAAUAUCAUUAAUAAUGGUUUCAAAGGCCAACAAUUUACAUCGAUCCCAGUGUCCCGCUGGUAUUUAUUGUAUCGACGCUGAAAGACGAAAGGCGAAGUCGACCUCAGCGGAAUUUGUAUUCAGAACCUAAAGCCAGAAGGAAUGCCGUUAAACAUUUUGUCUGGCGUGCUAACGAUUCAGCCAGCUCGAUAUGUAUUCAUUACAUACAUAUAUAAAUUUGUAUGUUCGUAUGUAGCGAUUGCAGUGUGGAAGACAAAAGUUGGCCAUUUAGAAACGCGCAAAAACUGUGAAACUUCACAUUUAUGGUGUCGGAAUUUUCUUCGCUUGAAAUUGCAACCUGGCCACUGGCAAAAAAGUGUGCUGCAUAUGUUUGAAAUAUAAAAACAAACACUUGCUAUAAGUCUGUAAAUUUUAUCAAAAUACAAAAAUAUUGGAAUAUAUCUGCUAUACUUAAUACCGUGCCAUGAUAGGACAGUAGAAGCUACAGUCUUUGUCCUUCACAUAUGACAAGAUCGUGAAUAAGUUUCUAAAGAAAAUUUAGAUAUCGAGCUCCGAAUCGAGUAUGUUUCUCAGAAGGAACUAUUACUGUUGUUAAAAUGAAGGUGGUAGCUAACAGAAUCGUUAGCUCGCUGAACUAAAAUGCUUGGCAGCAUUUCGUCUGUCCGCAUGUUCUGAGUUCGAAUUCAGCCGAAGUCGACUGUGCCUUUUAUCGUUCGAGGUCGCUGAAAUAAGUUCCAGUUGAGCGUGUUUAUUAUAGAAAGUUUUACUUUUUAUAUAAUGUUUGUAGGAGAGUAAGUAGUAAUUGAAAACUCGCUACGAGAUUAGUGGGCAGCAGGAGAAAUUUUCAGAGAAAUAAUUUCCUUAGAGCAUAUUUCGGCCCAUUAAUUACCGGUGCCUGCAGACACAGAUCGAAACACAUAAACGAAUCCUCCUUUAACGAAUUUCACCGAAUUUUUCAAAUGUUGCUUUUUCAUUCGCGCGCGCGCGCGUGUUACAUAGUUUUACCGAGUUAAAUCGCAUGUCUUGGAACCAAUUAUCGACGUAAAUUGAGGUAUACCCGAACAUAAAUGAAGAACGAAGUGCAAAAAAUGAUAAAUUCCGAUUUGUCAUUGCGUUUCGUUUCGUUUACAAUGUCAAGUUUUACAUUCCAUUGUCUUAUUUCUGGUCCAGUUGAAUCCGCGCCAUUUAACUAAGACUUUUUUUGUCCGCCAAAGAAAUCAGUUUGAAGAGAUCGGAAAGAGAAGUCAUAAAAAACAAUAAGCUUAUGCAGAAAAACAGAUUGGCUGAUGGCACUGGUAUCAAAGAAUCAUUUACAUCAGACAAAUCAUGUAAAGAGGACAGCAUAAUAUUGAAGCAGAAAUAACCUUGUGUGUAUAAAUCCAUCGGAGAAUUUAUGUGAAAUGUUGCUUCUUAAGAUAAGAAAAGCAAAAAAAUCUUUACUUUCAGCGUCUAAAAUAUUACAAAAUGAGUUUGCAUACCGCUCCUAACUAAGAACAUUUGGAUAAUUUGACAAAGGCUCUUGCAUCAUCUUCAGAUAUCAAUGGCAAAUUGGUGUUGACGAAAAAAUAUAGCAGUAGAAAUAUAUAUAUAUAUAUAAAGAACAAAUUAUAUAAACAAAAACGAGAAGGAAGAUAUUUGUAUCAUGAAUUUGUGAGGAAGAUAAAGGACUGAGUUUAACUGAAAAGAUGUCAGAUGAGGCUGGAGAAUCAUCAUAUGACUGUGAUAUCUGUAAAAAGUCAUUCUCUCAAAAAGGUAACCUUGUUAAGCACAAACGUAUUCAUACAGGAGAGAAGCCAUAUCGCUGUGAUAUCUGUGGUAAGUCCUUCUCAGGAAGUAGUGACUUAACUAAGCACAAGCAUAUUCAUACCGGAGAGAAGCCUUAUCAGUGUGAUGUCUGUGGCAAAUCAUACACUCAGAAAGGUAACCUAAGUACACACAAACGAGUUCAUACAGGUGAGAGACCAUACAACUGUGAUGUCUGUGGUAAAUCAUUCUCUCUCAAUCACCACCUGAUUGAGCACAAACGCAUUCAUACAGGAGAGAGACCGUAUCAUUGCAGUAACUGUGGUAAGUCCUUCACUCAAAGUGGGAAAUUAACUACACACAAAUGCUUUCGUGCAGGAGAGAAGCCAUAUCAUUGUGACAUGUGUGGCAAAUCGUUUGCUCGUAUAAGUACCUUGAGUAAACACAAGUGUACACAUACAGAAGAGAAGCCAUAUCAUUGUGAUAUCUGUGGUAAAUCAUUCUCUCGAAAUGAUAAAGUAACUUUGCAUAAACGUGUUCAUACAGGCGAGAAGCCAUAUCACUGUGGAGUCUGUGGCAAAUCAUUCUCUGGAAGUAGUAACUUGACUAAACAUAAGCGUUUUCAUACAGGAGAGAAACCAUAUAGUUGUGACAUCUGCGAUAAAGUGUUCUCUCAAAGUAGUGACUUGAGCACACAUAAGCGUAUUCACACAGGAGAGAAACCAUAUCACUGUAAUAUCUGUGACAAAUCAUUCUCUGGAAGUAGUAACUUAAGUAGGCACAUACGCAUUCAUACAGGAGAGAAGCCGUAUGAUUGCGAUAUCUGUGGUAAAUUAUUCUCUCGAAACGGAGACUUAACAAAACACAAACGUAUUCAUAGAGGAGAAAAACCAUACAGCUGUGAUAUUUGUGGUAAAUCAUUUUCUUGUAGCAGUGAUUUAACUAAACACAAACGAAUCCAUACAGGAGAAAAACCAUAUAACUGUGAUAUCUGUGACAAAUCAUUUUCUGGAAGUAGCAAUUUGAAUAAACACAAACGUAUUCAUACAGGAGAAAAACCACAUCACUGUGAUAUCUGUGGUAAAUCAUUCUCUGGAAGCAGUAAUUUAACUAUACACCAACGUAUUCAUACAGGAGAAAAACCAUAUCACUGUGAUAUCUGUGACAAAUCCUUUUCAAAAAGUAGUAACUUAAUUGCACAUGUAGCUAUUCAUACAGAAAAGUAACUGUAUCCGUAUCAAACUUAAUUACAUCAUACAAUUAACCUUUCAAAAUGUUUCCUCCUGCUAAAAUGGGGACUUAACCUUUUGGGCUUAAGAAAUUUAUCAUACUUAUCAAGCUUCUCUUUUUGGGAUUGUUUUACAAUCAUUUUACCUAGCCUGACAUGUUUAGUUGUCUUUUAAGACACACAGGAAUAUAUACAGUUUGUUAAAGCUUUUUCCUUUGAGAAAAAUAUCAUAAGUAACCAUAAAUGUAUUCACACACAAAAUGAUGUAUAACAGUGUGUGGAAACACUUCCGAAAACUAUUUUAUGUAUAUAUUUAUAUAUAUAAAAGUCAUAAAUGACAGAGAAAUAUUAAGAUCAACUUUUAUUUAAUUAAAGAAAAAGCCAGAUAUCAUGGCAAAUUUCUUUCGUUACUCAAAAACAUGCAAAUAACUUAUAUUACCAUAUUUAAUAAUUAAUAAAUUACUUACAUAUCUGCAUUAUUGCAAAAUGCAAACAAUUUGUUCAAAAUAAUGCAGAAUUUGAACUGUGUCGUCAGGUGAAAGAAAGUCUUUACAAAUUUGUCUUGAUAUGUGGAUUUUUCUUUUGUUAAAUAAAAGUUCAUAUCUUGUA